Messenger RNA from Rotaria sp. Silwood2, 2232 nucleotides. Lineage: Eukaryota; Metazoa; Rotifera; Eurotatoria; Philodinida; Philodinidae. The record is from the annotation of a GenBank genome assembly.
AUGGAAGCUCAAUUCAGUGCUGGGACAUUAAAACAGCUCAAUUUAUUUACAGAUUCACAAAUAUCUCAAUGUCGUUCAAAGAGAAUUUAUAUAUUGCUUGGUAUUCUGGUCGGAAUCUUUGCUAUCUCGACAGCUGUAUCGACUGUCAUAUUGGCUAUGAAGGACAGCAAAAAAACCGGAACAAUUGCAAACCAUGAAUUAUGUGUAACUCCAUACUGCGUUAAAGCAGCGAAUUAUUUGAUUGAAAGCAUCGAUGAAACAGUCGAACCAUGUGAAGAUUUUUAUCAUUUUGCUUGUGGAACAUGGAUUAAAAAAACUCGAAUACCGGAUGAUGCUGGUGCAGCAAACACAUUUAGUUUAUUACGAACUCAAUUAGAUUACAAUAUUGUUGAUAUAUUGACACCAUCACCUACUAAUGAUUCAACUGAGCCAAAAGCUAUAAUCAAUGCUCGAGUUUUAUAUCAUUCAUGUAUUAAUGAAGAAAAUAUUGAAAAAGAAGGAAUUGAUACAAUUCUUUCGUUAAUCAAUAAAGAAUUUGGUGGUUGGCCUAUUUUACAAGGAUCAUCAUGGAAUAAUUCUAAUUUUAAUCUUUUAAAUCUUUUACUAAAAUUACGCCAAUAUAGUACUAAUAUCAUAUUUAGUGUUAGUACAUUGAUUGAUGAUAAACAUUCGACAAAAUAUGAUACUGUUAUUGGUCAAAGUGGUCUUGGCUUAAGUGAACCAAUAUAUUAUUUCUCUCAACCAAAAUUGGCUAAUCGUUAUCAACGACUUAUCACUUAUGUAGCUAGUGGAUUGUCUAAUGAUACAUCAACGAUGGUACAAGAUGCAAAAGAUAUAUUUGAAUUUGAAAAACAAAUUGCAAUAAUUCAAUAUAAAAAUCAAAUUGAAAAAUAUUAUUGGGCAACAACUGAUCCACAAAGAGUACUCUAUAUACCAAUUGUUACCACUGUUGGCAAUCUUUCGCGCUUAUUAAAUACCACAUUUAAUUUCACAAAUUAUCUACAUUCAGCUUUCUCAUGGGCUGGUAUAGAUCUCCUCGAUAAUGAUAUUGUUACUAUAGAUACACUUGAUUAUUUGUAUCAGAUUUCAUUAAUUAUUGAUCAAACUUCAUCACGUACAUUACAAAAUUAUGUUAUAUGGCUUUUUAUAUGGAAUCAAAUUGAUAAUAUGCCAAAACGAUUUCGAAUUGGUGAUACAAUCACUAAAACAACACGUACGAUAACAUGUGGAAAAUAUGUUAAUCAGAACAUGGGAUUUGCUGUUUCAAAAGUUUAUAUAAAAAAAUAUUUUGAUUAUAAUGCUCGAAAUCAAUCAUUGGAAAUGAUUAGAAAUAUUCGAAAAGCAUGGAUUGAUAUGUUGAAUCAAUCUACAUGGAUGGAUGAUAUGUCAAAAAGUAAAGCAAUUGAAAAAGCUGAAGCUAUUGAUGAGAAAAUUGGAUAUCCAGAUUAUUUAGCCAGUGAUAAUGUAACACAACUUGAAACUGAAUAUGCUGAGUAUAUCUUCAAUUCAUCUCAUAUAAAUAAUGUUUUAAAACUAUUGCAAAUAAAAGCAAAAGAAGAAUUUCAAAAUUUUCGAAAACCUAUUGAUCAUAAAGUAUGGGGUUCUACCCCACCAACUGAUAUUAAUGCGUAUUAUUCACUAUCAAAAAAUCAAAUUACUUUUCCGGCUGGUAUUCUCCAAAUGCCAUUCUUUGAUAAAGAUGCACCAAAAUAUCUUAAUUAUGGUGGUAUAGGGGCUAUCAUUGGACAUGAGAUUACUCAUGGAUUUGAUAAUAAUGGUUGGCAAUUUGAUAAAGAUGGAAAUCAAAUUCCAUGGUGGACUAAUGAAACAGAAGAACAGUUUAUUCAACGUAAAACAUGUAUUAUUGAUCAAUAUAAUAAUUACACUGAAGAUGGCGAUAAAACACAAGGUGAAGAUAUUGCUGAUAAUGGUGGAUUACGAAAAGCUUUUUUUGCUUAUCAAAAAUGGGCAAAAGAUAAUCCAAAUGUCGAUAAAAGAUUACCAGGUCUUUCAAAAUAUUCUCCUGAACAAAUGUUUUUUAUAAAUUAUGCUCAUUCAUGGUGUUCAAAAAUGACUGAUUUAUCUGCAGUUAGUCGUGCUUCAUCAAAUGUUCAUUCGUUAGAACAGUUUCGAGUGCUUGGUCCAACAUCGAAUUUUGCUGAAUUUGAUCGAGUAUUUAAUUGUAAACCAGGUCAAGGAAAUAGUCGAGUGAAUAAAUGUAUUGUUUGGUAG